Aedes aegypti (yellow fever mosquito) is the source of this 1092-nucleotide messenger RNA. Its product is annotated as stromal cell-derived factor 2. The transcript has 4 exons. The record is from RefSeq and is a predicted model, not a curated record. NCBI's taxonomy places the organism in Eukaryota, Metazoa, Arthropoda, Insecta, Diptera, Culicidae. Bases 143 to 802 code for a protein of 219 amino acids.
UAGUUUCGAUUAGCAUUACCACCUCCCCCGGUCAGUGAUUACAUGGCAAUCAGACGAAAAGUUAUCGGUACACUGUGAGCUCCUACACCUAGUGGAUAGGUUCUGUUCUGCCCUGGACGAUUUAGUAAAAUUUAGCAGUAAAAUGACGCACAUUCUAGAAUUGGUGUCCCUAGUCGUAGCAGUUAGUUUAGUGUUCAAUAUCGAUUCAGCUCAUGCGGCCAGAAAUAACAAAUUUGUCACAUGCGGCACGGUUCUCAAACUUUUCAACACGGACUACCGGGUGAGGCUGCAUUCGCACGAUGUUAAGUAUGGAACGGGUUCCGGACAGCAAUCGGUCACUGCCACUGAGGUGCAAGAGGAUGUCAACAGCCACUGGGCUAUCAAGGCUGCAACUGGAAAGAACUGCGAACGAGGAGAGCCGAUAAAGUGUGGAGACAUUAUUCGAUUGCACCAUUUGGCCACGAACAAAAACCUACACUCCCACCAUUUCCAGAGUCCACUGUCUGGAAACCAGGAAAUCUCAGCCUACGGUGACGAACAUGGUGUUGGCGACUCUGGCGAUCACUGGGUGGUGGUUUGCACGGGUGAAUCGUGGCAGCGCAACAGCCCGGUAAAACUGCGGCACGUGGAUACCGAUAUGUAUCUCUCCGUUUCCGGUCGAACUUUCGGUCGCCCUAUCAACGGCCAGAUGGAAGUGGUGGGCGUUUCGAGUCCGUACUCUGGAACCGAUUGGACCGCUGCCGAGGGACUGUUUAUCCACCAGACGGAAAAGGAUGGCGGUCCCAGACAUACCGAGCUGUAAGCUGUGACUGAUGGAUGAGGCUCAAACGGUGCAAAGCACAGUGAGACGGAUGAAAGUGGACGAUUGUAUGAGCUGAGUGACUGAAGAAGAUGCAAAUUCGUGUCGAAGAAGUGAGACUUUAAAACCAAAUGUAGGACGGUCGCGAAAAGCCAGGAUAUAGAAAUAGCAAAUUUGCACACUGUGAAUCGAUGAUGUGACAAAUUCUCGGAAGGACACCGUUUAAGGAGUUGGUACCUUCGCUGCUUUUAAGAUGCAUAGGAUCAAUAAACUCGACAUUUCUAUAGUAAAAA